This is a messenger RNA of Poecilia latipinna (sailfin molly), 4149 nucleotides long. It is a transcript of the gene aknad1, whose product is annotated as AKNA domain containing 1. NCBI's taxonomy places the organism in Eukaryota, Metazoa, Chordata, Actinopteri, Cyprinodontiformes, Poeciliidae. The transcript has 22 exons. The record is from RefSeq and is a predicted model, not a curated record. The coding region runs from base 450 to 4070 and encodes 1206 amino acids.
AAUAUUUCAGCUAAGUGUCAGUUUUGACACGCCUUGUACUUCAGGUUUUGUUUUUUUUUUUUUUUUACAAAUACUGUCUUGUUUAUAACGACAAGUUCACGGUAACGAAGAUAUUUGUGUGGAUAAUGUAACAAUGUCAACGGUUCAAAACACCCCCAACUUGCUAAAACUCACAACUUAAUAGUCAGCAGAAUGUUAGACGAAGUUUCACUAGCGUUACCAAUAGCAACCAGACCCAGCUUCUGUUCCUCAUGGCCCAGACGGUCAGCGUUGCCGUGUGAGCUACAUAAUUAAUGAUACCACAGAAACUCAACCUAUCCAAGAAGUUAUAUGACAAGGAAGAAGGGAGGGAACACUGCAGCAGGUUUUAAGAGUAGGAGCGAGUGUUACUCAACCACAGCUAAAGCCACACUGGAGAAGGAGCAGCCCAUGACCACAAAACAAGCCCGAUGGAGGGGCACUCUGACGAUGAGGACGUUCAGGAGGAGGGCAAACCCACUGUGCUGUGGGAGAGGUACAUUCAGCAGAGCAUCUUAGUUGAGCUCAGUGAGGAUGAAAGUAUUCACCUGAGCGAUCUAGAGAGCUCUUUAGCUUUACACGUGUCCCAAGCAGAAUCAGCUGCCUCCGAAGCAAGCAUUCACCUCAGUGGAAGUGCAGAGCUUUCAGCAUUAGAAGAGUCCUCCUCAGAGAGCAGUUUUCACGCCAGUAAUAGUGUAAAUGCUGUCGAAAACAAAAAUAAAAGCAUUACUUUGUAUCUGUCGGCCCAAAGACCCAACACCGCUCGUGAUGAGCCGCCUUCCAAACCGGGGAUUGAAGAUCCAGGACAAGACACCAGUGAUGAGGAUCAUGAAGAUCUGCCUUAUGAUGAGGAUCUCAGAAGCUCGUACUUAAACCAAACAUCUAGUUCUUCUGGAAACUCUGACGGAGGAGAAACUGCUCAUGGAAGCCCAGAUCCUCCUGGACUGCUUGAGAAAGAUAAGAAUACCAACACUAAACCUGCGGAGUCUCUUAACGCUACCAAUCAAAUUGAGGUUGCUCUCCCUACAGACAUUACCCAUGUGUUGCUGCGACACUUCUCUCAGGGGGAGUUGCUCGGACCGGAAAGGCUGAUUGAGGCAGAGACGUUGCCGGAGGUGUCUCUGCUGGAAAGCGUGGACGACUCAGUGUUUAGCGUGGCUGCCACAACCAGCACACCAGGAAGUUACUGCUGUAAAACUGAAAACACUCUAGAAAUGAGUCACAAAGGAUCAAAGAAUGAAAAUUUGGAAGAAAAAACUGAAAAGAAAACUGAUGAUUUUGCUUCAGCUGCAACUGAGGAAAAUGUGUCCAGCUUGGGAAGUGUAAACCAGAACAGAGGGGAUGACUCUGCAAAUGAAACCGAGCAAAACAAGACAAGAGAGGACGAUCGGAAUCAGAGAGUCCCUCUCAUUCGCACUAGAUCCUUCUGUGAGGUGAAGUACGGCCAGGGACAAGUUCAUUACCCUCUCCCAGAUUUCUCCAAGGUGGCCCCGAAAGUAAAAAUCCCUAAAACUCCAAGUUUACCUGUGAGACCAGUUCCCCCAAACCCCAACACCAUCCACAGAGCCCAGUCUUCUCCCGGUAUGUUAGAGGUGAUCAGCAGAGUCCUGGAGGACUCCAUCCCACCAUCAGAGAUGCCCUACAUCUUCGAAGACAGUAAAAACCAGACACCACCAUCAAUGGCGCAUCGCCUGACGACUGAACAUGACAAAUUACUGACCAGAUAUGUAGAUUCAGUGAACCUUAUAGAAGUAAUGGCACCAAAACCAAAUAUUCAUCCACCCUCAGAUGAAGCUAAGAAGCAGCUAAAGUUUGGUGUAGAGAUUCAUCCCAAAUACUUGGCUUCUCCCCUUCCGCUGUCAGAAAACCUUGUUGAGAAAGAGAGUGAAUCGACUCAGCACCCAAUAGUUAGAGAAGCAACCAGAGUUUUAUCAAACCAGCAUCAGGAUAAUCUUAGUGAUGGUGAGAGAUUAACUGCUGAGCUGAGAGAGAUCAUCAUCCAGUUCAUGCAGAAGGUUGAAGAAUUCAAAUGUAAUGUUACUAAUAUGGCUGUAAGCACACCUGAGCAACAAAUGAUGCUGAGGAGCAUGAUGGAGGCGCAGGAUGAGCUCGAAAGGAAAUACAUCAGUAAGAAGGACGAGCACAGAGCUCUGGAGAUGCAGAACUACAUGGGUCUGUCCAGAAACACUGGCACCUUUGACCCCGACAGACUCGUAGAGGGAGACAUAUUCAGGAUAGGGAUGCACCUAGAGGACAUAAAGGAGAUCAUUGACAGAAACGCGUAUGAACAGAUUUCUCCACCCCACUCGUCCUCCACUCCCACGUCGCUGCAUGAGAAGCCCGGUUCACUUUUCUUUCACACAAGUUCGCCUCCACCUGCACCUUCCCUGCAUGAGGGGGGAAUUGCAGGCUUUUUCACUGAGAGUUGCAAAGAGGAUGCGAAGAAAGACCAAAAUAACCAAAGAGAAGUUGAAGACUCCACAGAGGGCCGUGUCGAUGGUGGAUUUAUCCAAAGCUGGGAGAUCAGGACCGCUGACCCUUUAAAGGAAACCACCAAGCAGCCCAUCAGCAUUUCCCACGGCCUGCUGGGCUCGGUAAACGGACUGCACUGUCAGACACCAGAAGAUGAGCAGGCAACAAUUUUAACUCGGGUAUCUCUGCCACUGUGGACACCUCACAGCUCUGACUUGAAUACGAGCAGUGAAUUUGAUCUGGGUGAUUGGGUGAGUCUGGCAGCGGCGCGCUCCUGUUCUUCUCAUCCUCCCAGAGACUCGGACCGCCGCAGCGUCUCACAGCCCCCGGUCAACACCUCCUGUCUGUCACAGCGGAUAUCUAGUCCAGAGACAGACAGUGGAUUUGGAAGCUCCUAUCUGAAUCAGUCAGCCACUGAAGCAUUUCAACCAAACGUCCUGACAGGAAGCAUUCACUCCAAGUGUGACAACCUAAACAACUCAGACAGUGAAGCUUCCUGCUCCGACCUGGAGACGACGAUCCACACAGUCGCCGUGGCUACCAACUCAUCCAUCCAAACGGUGCACUGUGAAGCAGCAGCUGCAGUGGAGUUGUGGGUGAAGAGCACCACCAAGGAGCGGACUGACCACAUACGUCCUGCCCACAUACCUGACCCGACUUUCAGGGCCUCCAUGGACGCUGUAGACAAACACGCCCCUCUGAGCUCCUGUUCUUGCAACAGCGAGGCCAUCCUGGCCUUGCAGACAGAGGUGUCGAAGUUAAAGAAGGACCUGGAGCAGGGGUUGGUGCAGCUGCCCCACUUAGCACAGAGGAUGGACUACCUCACUUCAAAAUACAGACACGAAGAUUCAGAUCGCAAAUCUAACAUCCAAACUCACACACCAGCUUCAAAAAAUUUAGGGAAGUCGAGCAGCAGAGGGAGGGGUAACCUCACGUCCAGUCUGGAGAGAAUAGACGACUGGAUUUCCUCAGACAUGGAACGAAGCAAGAGCAAAGACAGCGGUGGUGGAAGCUGCUCUGAGAUAAUGUCGCAAUUCCCUGAUUCACCUGUGGGAGGAGUUUGUUCCACAUCUGAUAAACUCCAGCACACAACAAGAGGAAUCUCCUGUUUAAGAGCACAGAAUGAGCGCCGUAUGAAGCAAAGGCCACAAGCCAUCAAGAGUUUUACCUCCAAGGAGAGGUGGUCUCCCUCUCUCCAGAAGCCCCUCCUUCAGGUCAACUAUGGCUCCUCCUGCAGCCUGCCAGCCAGCUAUAAAGUGAGAGAGCCGCAGCUGCUGUCCACAUCCUGUCACAGAAAACACUCCACUCAGUCAGACACUGCACUUCUGCCCAGCAAUGUGUAUUUUCAGCAGAUGCUGUCUCCAGUCUCUGUUCCUCCCAGGGCGACCAGCAGACGCAGGGGCAAAAAGGAGGAAGACAUGAACAGGACUCUGGACCAGGCCAUUGAAGUUGCUCGCAUCAUGAAAAGGACCACAGAUCGUAUGGCCAGGAAACUGUCUGCCGACUUAGCCAAGGCACAGCUGCACAAGAAACUUUACAACACGCAACCACUAGGGGGCAGAAAACACCACACUCCCUAAAUGUCAUCACUGAUCUUCCGUAAUACAUUGUAUGGGGAUUCUUAAGUGCCACAAUUCAGUAAAUAAAUGAGACAUUAAA